UAAUAGCAUAAGCUAUAUUUACGAAAUUCAAUAAUUUUGAUAUUUAAACUAUAUUUAACACGAUAAAGCUUUAUAUACUACUAAAUUCUUUGAAAAUCAUCGUUUUCAGUACUAGCCAACAAUACAGUAAUUGAAAAAUAUGGCUGCUGAAAUUAAGCCUGCACCGAGAACACCCAAUGAUAGAUUUUCUACAACAAAAAAACCAGCACUUUUAAGCAAACUCGAAGGUUGCACCGACGAUGUUAAUGCUGCUGUCGUGAUACCUGGCGAGGAUGGAGUUAUUAGCGUUUGUGAUGAUAAGACUGUACGAGUAUGGUUAAAGCGUGACUCUGGACAGUAUUGGCCCAGCAUCUGUCAGUACAUGCCAUCUGGGUGCACAUCAAUGUUCUACACUCCGGAGACUCGGCAACUAUUCAUUGGUCAGGAGAAUGGAACUAUUUCAGAGUUCACACUUGCAAUGGAUUGCAAUAGAAUAAAUCCUACUCGUGAAUAUUUAGCACAUACAGCGAGGGUGACCGCUGUGGUGUUCUCUCUGAGCUGUGAAUGGGUCCUCUCUGUCAGUCGGGACAAGCUAUUUGCGUAUCAUUGUAGUGAGACAGGCCGCAGGAUUGGUGGAUACUCCUUUGAAGCGUGGUGUACCGCUUUGCAAUUUGAUUCUCAGUCAAAAUACGCGUUCGUCGGCGAUUACAGUGGCUUGAUAACAAUGCUGAAAUUGGACAACAACGGUGCAGCACUAGUCACUACUUUAAAAGGACAUACAGGAUCAGUUCGUGUACUUAAUUGGGCGCCAAUACCUCAGUUGUUAUUUAGCGGUUCUUUCGAUCAGACUAUUAUAGUGUGGGAUAUCGGUGGUCAGAAGGGAACUGCUUAUGAGUUACAAGGACAUAGUAACAAAGUGACCGGUCUGUGGUACGUGGGCGGGUGUGAGCGGCUGGUGUCCGCGGGUGAGGACGGGGCGCUGGGCGUGUGGGAGAUGGGGGUGCGGCGGCGCGAGACUCCGGCGUGGCGCGAGGCCGACCUCUGCCAGCUCUGCCGCGCGCCCUUCAUAUGGAACGUGCGCGCUAUGAUGGAGAAGAAACAGAUUGGUCUCCGUCAGCACCACUGCCGGUGGUGCGGUGCGGCGGUGUGCGGGCCGUGCUCUCCACACCGGCUGCCGCUGCCCGUCAUGGGGUUCGAGUUCCCGCAGCGUGUCUGCACCGCGUGCUAUGAAACGUUGAGACAUGAACCCCGCGAGUCCUUAGCUUCGUUCCACGACAUGAAGCACGCGGUGGCGUCUCUGUACGUGGACGAGGCGACAGGCCGACUGUGCACUGCGGGCAAGGACCGCGUCGUUAAAGUAUGGGAUGCGGGCGUGUUACUCGCGCCCGCACCUCGACCUGGUACCAGCGAACAUUAGCCGGUAUUCAAUCUUAUUCAUAUUGUAUUAAAGUCGAACUUCCAGUGCUGGGUGACGUCGGAUGUUUGUAAGGACACAUUGUAGGAGACGAGCUAUGGUUUGUAUUUAUCUUGAAAAAAAACUGUAAGCCUGAAUAAUAGGAAUGGAUUGUAAUUCGUUUAAAUAGAUUUAUUGUUUAGGCUAUAAAAACACACAUAAAAUAUAUGAUUUUUUUGUAUUUUUUUAAGUUUGUGUCCUAGUGUGUCCACAAAGUAAUUCGGCGUUCUAACAUCGUCUAGAUAAAAAAAAUGGCUCGUAAAAUGGAUUGUUUAAUGCUUUGGGAUGUAUUAGUUAAAGAUCUCUAUGUUUAAUCUUAUAUUUAUUAGCACUCGAUCAUUUUCAUUUUCGUCCUGUUAAAAAUAUUUAUAUAGAUAUUAUAGUUUUUAUAUUGGGAGCACUGAUGAAGUGAAACAUUCCAAGCUGAUCAUAUAGGAUUAUUAUUUAGAAAGUUUUUACUUGUGCAUUAAUCCUAAAAAUUACAUUACGAUUUUUUUUUAUUUAAUCCAGCAAAAUUAUUUCUGUUUUGCCUAGUUUUGCCUAAUCAGUGUUCUUCAUAUAAAAUUUCAAAUAUUGUAGGCAAUUUGAAUUGCUCAUAAAAUAAGUGCUAAAUAAUUGGACCGUAACGUCCAUAUGUUAAAAUUAUUAAUAAGUAGAUCUGUAUAGUAAUUGCAUAGAAAAAAAACAGAUAUAUGUAAAAACUUCGACAAUAUUUCAUACUAGUAAAAGCUUGCGAUGUCAUUGUGUGAAACUUAAGACACCAUUUUGGUGUUUGCCCUUCGUACACGAGAAACGUAAGUAUUCGAUACUAAUAAUGGAUACUUGUGUCGCGAGCAUCGUGUAACGCGCGAUCCUAACCUACAACAUGGAAUCGUCAACGCGAAUCGUUGGAUUGUGACUGUUCUUACGACGAUCUUGACAAACAGGUAGCGAGCGACUGGGACUUGGAAUAAACAAAAUAUCGGCGACGUGUGUCUUAUCGACUAAAAUCGCCGAGUUUUGAAGUAUACGUUCCCCUGUGUACGAAGGGUUUUAAUGUUUUUUUUUAUUAGUGUUAAUGUUUAUGGUCCAACGAAGGUUUUUUCUGUAAGAUUAUUUUUUAUUUAUCUAUUGUAAGACUGAAUCUUUCAGGAUAAUAAUGUUGAUGUCUUAAUGUUCGCGUAGACAUGUGUGUAGAUAAAUCAAUAUUAUUAUGACGAAUGUCAUAAUAUACUUCCUUUUUUUAUACAGUUGGCAACACUUUAUAGUUUGUUAUGGCAACACUGAAGGUAUGUUGGUGAUAUUGAAAUAUAUUUCGUUUAUAUUUUAUCUGGUAACAUCGCCAGUAAAUAAAAAUAUUAUUAUAUUUUUUUUUUGUAAACUUUGAUAAAGUUUUUCUGUCAUUCAGUACCAUACAUUAAAAUAUUUAUAUGCCAAUCAUGGUGAUAAAUUCGCUAAAUGUUUGCGCAUUAAAUAUAUUUAAAGUUAUAAUAAAAUUAUUCGGCAAUAACUCGAUUAUGAUUCAGUCCAACGCUGUUUCUCUUUUUUUUUCUCUAUAUUUACAUAAAUUUAUUAUUUAUUUACAUAAAUAUGUCAAAGUUAUGAAUGAUAAUAAGGUAUGUGCUAAUGCCGUUAAAUCAGCAUAGGUUAGAAGGUGAGAGUUAUAAAAUAAAAACCUUCUGAUUAGCAUUUAAAUAGUCUUUGAUCGUUAUAUAGUAUAUAAAAUUCCUAUAUAUUUCUGAGCACAUCCUUGAUUGUAUGGAAGGAAAUGUCGCAACGAUUUUGCAAGGCUUUUUUGUGUAUGAACCAUUUAAAUCUAGAUAUAUCUAGUAAAUAUACUGGAAACAUUAUAAUGUUUGAUUUGUUCAGUAUAUUUUUUAAUUUAAUUUUUUUUAUUUAUUAAAAUUCGCUAGUUUAACGUAUUAGCAGCAUUUAAUUAUUUUAAAAUACCUUUAUUAAUGACAUUAAUACUGUUGAUAA
Messenger RNA from Papilio xuthus (Asian swallowtail), 3391 nucleotides. It is a transcript of the gene Wdfy2, whose product is annotated as WD repeat and FYVE domain containing 2. Bases 140 to 1396 code for a protein of 418 amino acids. The record is from RefSeq and is a predicted model, not a curated record. The transcript has 9 exons. Gene Ontology annotation, molecular function: metal ion binding; protein binding. Gene Ontology annotation, cellular component: early endosome. NCBI's taxonomy places the organism in Eukaryota, Metazoa, Arthropoda, Insecta, Lepidoptera, Papilionidae.